Messenger RNA from Wasmannia auropunctata (little fire ant), 986 nucleotides. Its product is annotated as multidrug resistance-associated protein 4-like. The transcript has 3 exons. Lineage: Eukaryota; Metazoa; Arthropoda; Insecta; Hymenoptera; Formicidae. The annotation marks the transcript as partial. The record is from RefSeq and is a predicted model, not a curated record.
CUCGUAUGUCUGUCAAUGAGUCAUUUUAGGUAAAAUUAAUGUAUUGUGAUAUAAUACAACCUCAAAAAUUAACAGUUUUUUAGUUAAUAAUAGGUAAUUGACCUUAAAGACUAAUAGCGAAUUCAAUUGGAUGCAUUAUGUACAUCAAUGCCUUUGUACACUGUUCUAAUCUCAAUGCAAAAGUGAAAUAGCUGCCUAUCAACUGAUGCCUAAUACAUUAUGUACCAAAUAAUGCUAUUAAGAAUUUCACGGUUUAACCCUUUUUUGUAUUUAUAUUAAAAACACAUCUUUACAUCAAUUUGUGUGUACAACAGACCCACUAGUGCGUCUAACCGCAUUUGCUCUAUAUAAUAUAUAUUUUUUAAAAACAAUAGAUUUGUAGCUUCCUCAAUUUAUUGCUAGAAGGCAGAAGUAUUGCUUGUCUUCUGAUCAAAUUCGCAAUGAUUGUUUAUAAAAACGAGAUAUUUUCAUUAGAGUUAAGUAAUUGUCAAGAAAUAAUGUUGGUGUUGAAAUAAAAAAAAAUCGUUGCUUCAAACUGAUUUUUAUACUGCAGUAUAAUAAAGUAUACUAAUAUGAAGUAUAUACCGAUUAUUUGCGAUCCGCACAGGUGGAUGCGAGACUUAUUUAUAACAGGCUCCAAGCGUGAUUUGGAAAUAUCUGAUAUUUAUAGACCAAUUAAAGCAAACGAAUCCGAAAAACUGACUGAUCAUCUCGAGAAAUACUGGAACCGUGAGCUAAAUAAACUGAAAUACAUCGUGGGCAAAGACGGGCAGAAGGUGCCGCUCAAGAAGGACGCCCGUCCCAGAUUAUACAAGGCGAUCUUCAAAGCCUUUUGGUUACCAUAUUUCGCAAUCGGAAUCUUCGCCUUUAUCGAAUGCAGCGUAAUACGCGUGAUAGUACCAAUCCUUCAAGGUUGGAUCAUCGACUACUUCGCAAAAGAUCCCACCUUGAAAUACAAAAUAAAGAUAAACGAGGUGCUGAUCUAC